CACUACAUUUCCCGGAAGCCCUUGCAGCAGCUGAUCAGCGACACAGGGAAAGCCGAGGCUGUCAGUGAAGCAGUGUCCGGAGCUUGGCUGAGUAUUCGGGGGUCUGUGUGUGGAUGAGGUGUGUGAGCUGAGGAACCAUGUCCCGCCAGGCUAACAGAGGCACCGAGAGCAAGAAGAUGAAUUCUGAACUCUUCACAUUGACUUAUGGAGCUCUAGUUACUCAGUUGUGCAAAGACUAUGAAAAUGAUGAAGAUGUCAACAAACAGCUAGAGAAAAUGGGUUACAAUAUAGGAGUGAGACUCAUUGAAGAUUUCCUUGCUCGGUCCAAUGUAGGAAGGUGUCACGAUUUUCGGGAAACUGCUGAUGUUAUUGCAAAGGUGGCAUUUAAAAUGUACCUGGGAAUAACACCAACCAUCACAAAUUGGAGUCCAGCAGGUGACGAGUUCUCCCUUAUCUUGGAGAACAAUCCAUUAGUUGACUUUGUUGAGCUUCCAGAUAAUCAUUCCACCCUUGUCUAUUCCAGCCUGCUUUGUGGGGUCCUACGGGGAGCUCUAGAAAUGGUACAAAUGGCAGUGGAUGUGAAGUUUGCACAGGAUACUCUGAAAGGUGACAGCGUUACAGAAAUCCGAAUGAAAUUUAUCCGAAGGAUUGAGGAUAACUUGCCUGCUGGGGAGGAAUGACUCUGAAACCACCCAGAUAUUUCAGGAGUAUUCCACUUAAUACGUGUCUCUUCCCUGCUCUGAGAGAAGUUUCCAUGUUCGUACUGGGGCCAGAGAUUAAAUCCUUAGGCAAUGUUUUUGCAUUUUUUCUUUUUUUUUUUCUUCUUACCAAAAUAAUUUUCUUACUAAAUCCCUCACAACUAGCUAUGAAGUUCCCAUUUAUAGUGGGUUUUUUUCCUUUCUUUCUUGUUUUUAUUUUUAAUGCCAUUGGAAUGUGUGAAAAUUGCAGAAAUGACUGCAUCAUUCUGGAUUAUUUAAUCAAUAUUUCCUGGGUAAUCUCUAAACCAACUGGAAGAAAACCAUGUUUCUUUGCUCUUUUAAACUAGGCAAUUGUGUGGGAAGAAAAUAAAGUGUUUUGUUUAUUUAACAUAACCAACUAGGCAGUCUGAUUCAUCGCAAUAGUUCCCAGGAUGUUUUUACCUUUGCAACUCCAAAUAGGUAAGGUAGUUUUAAAUUUGAUCUCAAGUAGAUAGUCAAAGCCAUAUUGGGUGAAACUGCAGACAUAUUGAAUAUUAAGAGAUCAGUAUAUAUUCCAUUAAAAAAAAAAAAUCUAUAACUGUUCUAUACAUUCUAAGAUGAGCUUAAAUUUUUACUGCUCACGUAUUUACUUUUCCAUGAUAGAUGGAGUUAUAGAUUUUUUUUUAUAGCUGGUGAUUAGCAGGAACCAAGAGGCUGGCACAAAUAUUGAAAAUGAACUGGUUUAUUGAAGGGGGGCAGGAUUGCUGAAAUAACCUGUUUCUGAUUUGACUGCUCCUUUUGAUUUCCAUCGACUGCAUUGAUGCUGUCUUCUUUUAUUUUGUCUGUUUGCGUUAUAAAUAUUAAAUGGUAUUGGUAUAUUUGGAAUAAAUAACUUAAAAGUCUGUGACUGAUCACAAUUACAUAUA
Molecule: messenger RNA, 1603 nt
Organism: Pelobates fuscus (common spadefoot toad)
Lineage: Eukaryota; Metazoa; Chordata; Amphibia; Anura; Pelobatidae
Gene: TRAPPC3
Product: trafficking protein particle complex subunit 3
Exons: 5
Coding region: 138-680 (180 amino acids)
Biological process (GO): endoplasmic reticulum to Golgi vesicle-mediated transport; intra-Golgi vesicle-mediated transport
Cellular component (GO): TRAPP complex; cytosol; cis-Golgi network membrane
Source: RefSeq, a predicted model, not a curated record